UCGUUUUUGCUGCAAAGCAUAUAAGUUUUUAGUUUCUUCGUGUAUUUUGACUAACGCGCGAUCUAAGGAUAUUUUUAUAUUCUUUAAAUCAGUUCAUUGGUUGAAUUUCAUCUCUAAUAAUGAAACAAAAAUAUUCUGUGUCUGUCUUGAAACUAGAACAGUUUUGAAAUUUGGACAGAGAGCUCCCGAUACUAUUACACAUUCAAACUCGUGAAGAACGGGUAUUCAGCUAACUUCAAGCUAACAUUUUAGAAAUAUCAUAAUUUAUGACAGGAUUUGUGAAAUUGAAAAGUUGAUAUCUACUAAUAUACUACAGAUGCCUGUUUAUCUUUUCAAAGUCUUAUCAGUAAUUUUAAACUUGGAGUACCUACUCGCUUUUGACCCUAAGGCCGAUUGCAAUAAUGUUGGUGCAGAUGUGUGGAAUUAUGUACCCUGUGAUUCAUACUAUCAACCAGACAAUUGCUUUUCUGAUGAUCUUGCUGUUGUAAAUCUGGAGGAAUUCGACAGAUGCGGUCCUUCCUACAUGCCAAUCAUAGGAAGGAAUUAUUACCUGGGAUCAUCAGGACAAAGAGAAACAUUCAAUGACAACAAAAGCGCUUUUAGAAAAAUCAAAAUUAUUCCCAAAGUUCUUCGAGAUGUAUCCAAAUAUUGCACAAAAGUCACCGUCUUGGGUACAGAAAUCGAUUACCCAAUAGGCUUCUCUCCUGUCGGUCUUCUAAAGUUAGCUCAUCCCGAAGGUGAUUUGGCACUGGUAGCAGGUCUAAAGAACUGGAACACUAUCCUGAUAAUGAGUAGCUAUGCCACGAAUACCAUUGAAGAUGUUGCUGAAAGAGCAAAAGGAUCUUCUCUGCAACUAUGGAUGCAGACUUACUUCUUUAAGAAUUUCACCACUACAAUGGACAUUAUAAACCGAGCUGAAAAGAAUGGUUUCAAAGCAUUAGUUGUCAGUGCGGAUACAAAUGUAAAUCCUACAGAAACAUGUGGUGCUAGGAGUGGUUUGGUGCUUCCACCGGAUGUCGAGGUGAUUAAUGUUGGCCAAAAUUAUAAAACUGCUAUAGCUUCAAAUGCAACAUUCAAUGACAUUGUAUACAUCAGAAGUAGGACAAGACUACCAAUUGUAGCUAAAGGAAUUUUGUCAGCGAGUGAUGCAAUCAGAGCCAUCCAGGCGGGUGCUUCUGCUAUAUUGGUGUCGAACCAUGGAGGUAGACAGAUGGAUUAUUCUCCUGCCACGAUAGAUGCUUUACCAUUCAUUGUAGACACAGUAAAAGAAUAUUACCCUCAUAUUGAAAUCUACGUAGAUGGAGGCAUACGAAAUGGUUAUGAUAUUUAUAAAGCUCUUGCAAGAGGUGCAAAAAUGGUUUUUCUGGGACGACCUUCCAUAUGGGGCAUAGCAUUUAAUGGUUCAAGUGGCGUCAAUCAAGUAAUGGAUAUUAUAACAAGUGAAUUUCAGGAAGUUAUGACUUUGUCAGGUCACACUGAUCCUAAUCAAAUUACCAGAGACAGUUUAUUGCCUCAGUUACCAACAUUCUAGUGCCAAAAUCAGGCGCCAGUAUUGACAAUUCCUAAAUAAAUAAAUUAUUCUUUAAUUUUAAAUCAAUAAACUUUCACUAAAAUUGUU
Parasteatoda tepidariorum (common house spider) is the source of this 1618-nucleotide messenger RNA. RefSeq names its product 2-Hydroxyacid oxidase 1. The record is from RefSeq and is a predicted model, not a curated record. NCBI's taxonomy places the organism in Eukaryota, Metazoa, Arthropoda, Arachnida, Araneae, Theridiidae. Gene Ontology annotation, molecular function: oxidoreductase activity; FMN binding.